ACGUGCUGACUGUUCUGAGUGAAUGUGGGUUCAUUUCCUCCGUGUGUUUCAGGGAAUGGCUUCACACGGACGAGGCCGCUCCGCUGGUGGUUCCGCCUCGCACGGAGAGGAGCGUCGAGGGACGACGUCGUCGCCGGCAAGGGAAACGAGUCGGGGAGUUGGAGGUGGGGAGGAAGAACGACGUGCUCAAAACUUGUGGUGCGACUACAACAAACGUGUCUGGUAUUUGGACUGGGCGAGCCAGGACGGCUCCGACCCGUUGCAACCACCGUGCGGGCCGCUCUUGUUCGUCACCGUUCGCACCGACAGAACGCGUCUCGCAGGGUCCAUCGUCCAGUGGGUUGACGAUGGCGAAUACAAUUUCAAGUUUACGUUGAAGAAGCAUUACAGAAGUGAUGGUUCUGUCGACGGCAUCGCAAAGGGAUGCAAGGUUGCCGGGAGGAUGUUCGGCGGGUAUGGUCGUCGUGCGAUGUCUUUGACUCACUUUCUCCCGCUAGCGCCGGGGCACGACGAGGCCGUUCACGUCACAGACUUCCUCAAGGUCAGGGCGAAAUCUGGUACCUCUGUCAGUGUCGUGGACAUUGGACCUVGAACAUCGAUCAGUGGUCCUGUUGGGUUCGCGGGAGGAGAGUGCUCUGAAAGGGAGAUGGGAAGUCAGGGUGGCCUGCCAGCUACACCUCCUGAUCAAGAGGUGGGCAUGUCAGACGACUCGGAGGACGACCAUCUGCGUGCUCCUUUGAAACCGGGCUUGCAUGUAUCUCGCCGCCACGGUUUGCUUGGGGAGUCGACUCCACAUGGAGGCGGCGAUGGCGAACGGUUGCGACAGGGCUCAGAAUCGACGACUCCUCGUUGUCUGGUCGAAAGGAUCAGUUCGUUCGUUCGUGGCAUGCAGGUGGCCGAGGUUUCGCCUGGAGAUCGAGCGGGUGGUGCGCAGGUUCGAGAGGAACGAGAAGCAAGUGGGAACGUCGCCUGUGAGGAGGAGGUGUCCGAGCAGGGGCUGUUCCGUGAGAGAUCGGCUGAAAAGACUCGGUCGGGAGGCAAGCGCAACUUGCUGGAUGAGGAAGAGCGAGAGGGACUAGGUGCUCUGAAAAGGCAGAGAAAGGUAGGAGGGAGUGCUCGGAUGCCAACAACACAAGAGGGCGGUUCCGUUGAGAAGAGGAAAAGGGUUGGAGGUGGGGAUGAAAUGCCAAAAGACUCCUCGACACAGCGAAGAACCGGUGCGUCUUCCGAGAAAAGGGCGAAAUCAUCGAGGGGGAAGAAAGCAGACGAGGGCGAUAGCGGGGAGGGGGAUGACGACGUGGAGAUUAACCUCAACGCCUUUAACCUCAACAAUGCGUUCUUCCUCGAGAUGCAGACAGGGGUGCAGAAGGACGUCGUGUUGCACAUCCAUCCCGAAAGAAUAUUAGUUAUUCCUAACUGGGAAGACGCGUACAACCACCGAUCCUUGGACGAGUUCCUCGUUGAUACCAUCGCGUCAGCUAUGAUCGACUGCUACGAACGUAAAGACAUGAGAUACACGAAGCCCAUUUUCGUUCUCGCUCCGAUCGUCGCGCCUCCAGAGAACGGCGAGCCUGCUGUGCGCGUGAUGCCUGCUGACUUCGACAACUCACACCCGGAGAGAUACUGGUAUUAUCCUGUGUGUGGACAGCAUAACGCGAGGGCGGCGAUGAUGGUGAAAGACCAUCCCGUGUUUGAUUACUACAACUUCUGACGAGGUGCGAAAGUGGGUGCGGUUCAUGGCGUUGGCAAUGAAGAAGACGUCGUACAUGCCUAUCUGAACCUGUCAACGGAAGCAAAGAAAAGAAAGGAAUGGGCUAAGAAACUUCGAUACUACCUCCCGCUGGCCAUGGCAGAUGACUCCGUCUUCGCUUUGGGGUUGAAGUUCUAUGAGGAGUGGUCGAAAGGGAAACUCCUUGCUUCCGACGGUCGGCGUUGGACUGAAAAGCCGCCCACCCAUGAGGAGGUGGCCAAGCCAGGACUCUCCACUGUGACUGACAACCAGGGGCUGAAGAAACACGUCUGGUACGUGAAGGUGGACGACCCGUCGUUGAAAAAGGGCAGGGGGAAGCCAAAGAAAGGCGCGGAGGAGAAAACUUUCUACGUCCAAGUUCCAGAGCCGGAUGUCCACUGCUGGAAGGAAUUGGUGGACUUGACGGACCGCGAGAAGAAAAUGUUGUUGAACGGCGUCUUGAACCUUAACGCCGUGUGGGUUCAAACGAGUAACAAAAAGUUGGCCGAGCAGGGGAAGUUCAGUGUCAAGGAGAUGGUCGACAUAAUAAAAAUGGACCGGAUUAUGUUGAGGCUGUGGCACUGCGUGGAGUUUGAGUACGAGGAAAUGGAUAAGCGGGGGUGGAAUGCCAACUCCACGUUCUUCAGGUCCAAGAAGCAACUGUUUGAAGAGUUCAAGGACAAAGGUCUCGACGACAAGCUUGGGAACGAGAGCAGGAAAUUUUUCACGGACACCACAUACGUCAACAAGUGCCCUCAAUUUCUCGGGUGUCAACACGACAACAACAUCAAGAGAACGGCGGCCCUCGUCAACGACCAGCAUUUCCCGGUGGAGUGGAAGCGYGUCGUCCUUUCGGCGCUGGGAACACUAGGGCAUCAGCUACGCUCCCACACUUACGUGCUCGACUUGUGCGGUGCUGUGGACCGUGCGCAAUGGGACUCUGGGGCAUUCGCAUCUCUGAGUGAGUUGCUGGGCUUCRUUUGUCAGGACUACUGGACAUUGGUGGUAUUCGUCCCCUGCCUGUGGAACCUCUCCUUCAUGACAUGUUUGUCUACGCUUGGGGCUACCCGAUGCUACACGGGGAAGUGGGUUCGGAAGACGGCAUCGAAGAAGACGCAUCAGUUUGGAAACAGCGUCUGGGAGGAACCGGAUGUGAUGCACAUCCUUUUCAAAGGUGAGGAUCCUCGGCUACUGACUCACCCGGUGUACGAGGGAGCUGUUGCUGAAGACGACGACGCCGCUCUCCGGAGGAAACAGAAAGUGACACCCACGGAUGUGGAGGAGAAGUCUUUCAAGUCUUUGACUUUCGCGGACAUCGGAAACCUGACCCAGAGGGGGGCUCUGUACAAGGACGGCGAGCGGAAUCCGAACCAGUUAUGCAAUCAGCUUCUUUUCUUUUGUGGUGUGGCGGAUGUCGUGCUGUUCUUGGGCAAGCCGCACGCGCAGGUGGUGUGGAGUCUGCUUCAGCAGGGAAGGCACGUCUUGGCCGUGGAUAGGGACACAACGCAGCUCGAAUACACCGUGCAGUAUGUCACCCAUGAAGUGUCGUCCAAGGCUUACCCAUGCGAUUUCCACCAUGUCGUGGCCGGGCCCGUUUAUGACCCGAACAAGGACAUGUUCUUCAAGUUGACUCCGAAGAAAAGGCGCCAGGUCUACUCCUUCCUUUACGGCGAACAACCAAGGUUGAGAUUUGACCCGYAGUACGUGGUGCGGAAGGAAGUCGCCAUUGCGGUCCUCCAGGGCUACCACGGAGCGAGUCGGGCCGGCGCUGUGAGCUUCAUUAAGAGGCUGGAAUAUGUAUUUUUUAACGAGGAUGUUGUCGAUCCGGCCGACUUCACUUUGGAUAAGUAUAAGCUGGCAUUCGGUGAGGAGGACGACUUCAAUAUCGAGACUGAGCAGGAGGAGAGCGUUGAGGACGACCUCUUCGAUUUGGACGGGCAAUUGGCCAUCUUCAACGCCCAAGUUUCUGAGUCGCCAUCAGUAUGCAAACCGGGGACACCUCUUGCUGAACCUACCUCGGGCGGUCCCACGCCCGUGUCCUCCUCAGCGCCCGUCAAGAGGGGUGGGUUGUCCCGUCUGAGGAGUUCGCCGGGGGAGCCUAUUCACCAUUUCCAGCCCGUCCUUCUCGACGGCGAACGGGCAGUGGUUGUGAGGGACGUAAGUGGAGAGGGGAUAUAUGACGAUCGUUGGGACCUCGAGAGAUUCAAAUCCCGCGCCUACGAUGCGGUAUUGGAGAGAUUAAGUGAGGUUAAUCGACGAAAUAAGGACGACCCUGCUCUUCGCGAAUACGGGGACACGCUGUUCGAGUUCUUGCAGUCAAAUAAAUGGCUAGAAGUGUCCUCCACGUUCUAUGCCCUUCCGUCAAGCCCGUCAAUUAAGCAAGUGAGUUGGGAGUUGCCUGGGGUCACCCCGCCGGCAGGAGUUGUGAAGCGCAAGUCUUGCGGAAAGGACGGCGACGGGGAUGGUGAAGGCGGCGGGCAACGAGGUACCGAAGGUGGAAGUGAACAACGAUCGACGAAACAACGGUCUUCGGGGCACGCAGGCAGCGGAGAGGGGAGAAAGGGCAGCCGGGAGAAGAAGAAGCCUCGCAGCGGAGAGAAGACAAAGCAUCACAGAGGAGACGAGCAGGGGGCCGAUGUCGACCGCGACGAGGACGGAGGGGUUCUGGCGGUAAUAGGCAGCACCUCAAUGGAGACAGGGAACGACUUGAGGCCUGGGUGUAUUACGCGGCCUGGCGAGCAGGACCCUGUGAUUAGCUCCACCAGCGAAACACAAUUUGUCGAUGCGGUUGGCGGGGCGGGKGUCGCAAAGCAUGGAACAUGCUUCGCUCAGCUCCAAAAACGGUUGGCGGAUUGUCUCGGAUCAAUCCGAACCUCGGAGACGACCUCGUUGUCCGGAACUCGAUGCCUUCCGGGAAGCGAGACGACAACAUACCACGGGUCCGGCAGCGACAAGCUGGAACCGUUAAUGUUGUGCGUGGAAGCCCACAAGGAGCUGCAGACGGACUGUCGGACUGAGGGUGAGUUGGCGACCAGUUCCAAUGUCGAGCCCAACAGACUCGCAGCCAAGUUAGCAGUCGUAAGCGACUCCCCGGUGAAAGUAGUCAUGUCGGCGUCAUUGGAAACUACGGGGGCUCGGAUGAAUCCGAACCAGGGCCCUGUGAACAUCUCCCUCCCUGAUGCAUCUUUGGAGACGACCGUGAUUCGGAUUCAUCCGAGGCACACGGACGAAGGACUUCAACUGGCAGGCGUUGAGGGUUGUCGACUACUGACGACUUUGGACAAGGACAAUUCCGCCGACGACCGGAUUGAUCCGACACUCAGCGACGUCGGGAUGGAGCUACCAGUUCAGCCGGGAUACGACGAUCCCUUGAACUCCGCCCUUCACAACGAGGCGAUGGGGGAGGACGUUCUAAAGAAGGCCUCUGACGCUGUUGGAGAUAGAUUUCUCUAUUUGAGUGACGACGACAAAGACACAGCGUACGGGGACAAGAAGUUAAGGGGGGGAGAGGUGUUGUUGGACAUCCAUGGGACAUUUCGCCCAACACAAUACGACACAGCGGCAAUGGAGAAAACACAACCUGUCGAUGUUGUGGACGUCGACGAUCUUUGUCCGGAGACGAAUAUACCGUCUACGGUCAUCGACGCCGACAUCUCGAGCCUGUCAAGUUUCCCUGUGGGUUUGGAGCACGUCGUCGCCGCGUCGACGCGCGCAUGGGGGCCAAUCGUGUUGGGACUGUCGUCGGUGGGCUCUGGUGAAGUGGUAGCUAGGCCUGGUAAGCACUGACUUUCUCUGCUUUCUUCCCGCUCGUCAGCCCGUUCGUGA
Messenger RNA from Chara braunii, 5554 nucleotides. The record is from the annotation of a GenBank genome assembly. Lineage: Eukaryota; Viridiplantae; Streptophyta; Charophyceae; Charales; Characeae.